AUGCUGACUCCUCUUUCUCUUACAGAGGAGGAAAACAUAGACGAGGAUCCGAGUGAUGGCUUCUACACUCCUAUACGAGGCUCUCGAGGUCAGCUGAUCAGAGAUGAACAAACAGUCAACGUUUUUUUGCUUGCCCUGCUAUCCGCCAUUACUGCUGCAACAGUACCUUUCCACACUCGCUGGCUUGCAGAAAGAAAUGCUAUGGUGUUCCAGAAGAAUGUCCAAUAUGUCGCUAGGACAGAUGGGCACCUUCGGAAGAAGAACGGUCAGAGCUCCUGUCUGAUCGAGGUGAAGCCUAGGCCUCGAAGAAGACCCAACGACGUGUCCAUUCGAGUUCAAGAGAGCGCUCAAAUGGCGGCAUGGAUCUCGCAACAUGGUGUUAAGUCGCAUGAUCCGGAAAAAGACUGCAGUAUAUUUCUCCUAUCCCAAGACGAGGACGAAAUUUAUUUGACUUUUCCACACUUCACAGAGGCGUACGGCAAGGAUGAUAAAAACAUGGCCGAUUUGAAAGACACGGAUUUCCUGCGGAUGCGCGAGUAUGGCCCUUUUUUUCUGCAAUCAAAGAAUGAUGUGAGGCAUGUUGCAAGAUUCUUGCACGCAUACACGCUGCAUGUAUCCAGGCAAUAG
Molecule: messenger RNA, 627 nt
Organism: Letharia columbiana
Lineage: Eukaryota; Fungi; Ascomycota; Lecanoromycetes; Lecanorales; Parmeliaceae
Exons: 2
Coding region: 1-627 (208 amino acids)
Source: RefSeq, a predicted model, not a curated record